AUGACCAAUGACUCUGUGAUGCUGAGUGAUGCAGUAGCUGCAUCCGUGGCUCAAGGUAUCAUAACUCCCCGAGAUGAAAAAUUAUUGGCAGAUAGGACUGAUGCCCAAGCCAUUAAUGACUCUCUGGCAUUCAGUAUUCAGGACUGUAAGUGGCUGUCAGAUGCUUUGAAGAAAGAAUAUCCGGAGAAUGUCGAAUUAAUAGUAGAGAAGGCUGUGUUAAGAGCUGUCAAUGAAAGCAGCGAAGGAGGAGAGCAUAUUGUGCCUAGCAUUUUGAAGUUUGGUUUUGUGUUGCUAGAGUCAGCGGAAGAGGGAAGUAGUAAACAGCUGUGGAGUUCUAAUGGUCUGCUGGGCAUUGAGGACCUUGGUGUUCAGAUGCUGAAAACUUUAUUUAAGGUCCGUGAUAUGGCAAGAAAUGAGAUUAUUGAGCAAUGCAAAUUUCGCAUACUCUCUUUGAAGCCUGAGCAGAGCAUGUCACUCAUAAGACUGCUUGGUAAUCUGAUGCGGACUUAUCCUUACCCCAUGUUGGAACAUGUUUCCCACCUGAAGGAAUUGUUGGAUUAUUUCACUUUCAUGCAUGGCAAGGUUGCUGCUUCUCUUGUUAAUACUCUAUUGCUCGUCAAAUUCAGCCGUGAUCUUCAGGAUUACACCAUUUUGGUUAUGCGUAAGGCCAUGUUUAGGAGAGAAGAAACAGUUCGUAUUGCGGCAACUUCUGGCAUUAUUGAUCUUAUUUUGGCAGAAAAGCAGUCUAAGAGAGAUGGCUCAUUUUCUUUUCAAGAGUCGUCUAGCCAAGCCAGCUGCAGCCAGCAACCUGAGAUACCCUGUGGCUUGGGGCAAGGUCUCUUUGAAGAGCUGAGUGGUUUGCUGCAGAGAUGUCUUUAUCAGCAGGCAAAGGUCAAAGAAGUAAUGUAUCAUGGCCUUGUAAAGCUUGUUUUGAUGGACCCAACAAGUGCAGGUGCUGUCUUUGAUUUUCUGCUGCCUCACUUUCUUUGUUUUUUCAGGUAGCAGGAUGCAGACGUUCAACUUGAAGUUACGAGUUGCGUUAUAGCAGAGAGUGGCAAAGUCUCAAUUGAAGAGCCUUUAGAUUGUCUCCUUUCUUGUGUCUCUUGGAUUCUACUUCUUCCUGGCAAAACUGAUCGAGUUUUAGAUUCUUUAUGGGCAUGCUUGGGUUUCUCCCUUUCACAAGAGAAUGAGGUAGGAAGGAAUUUGUCUGGUGAGUCAUUCUCCAGUGCUUUCUUGAAGAUCAGGAAGUUUCUUAGAAAUCAAAACUUAGAAGGUGUUCUUGGUCAAGCUCAGGAUGCUGGCUCUGAACCUUUUGGAGAAGAGAAAAGAAAAUGCUGUUCUUCAAUAUUAUUAGGAAUAAUCGAAGUGGUGUUGAAUACCAUUGGUACUGAGUUGGAAAAAGGAAUAGAAAUAAAGAAGGCGGAUCUCGGAAAGGAGAUCAUCGAGUUGGCUGACCUUCAUGCAUUGGAUAAGGAUUCAUGUAUAAAGGGAAGCAUGAGUUUAAGAAUUAUCUGUGAAAUGAUAUUGAUGGUUGGGAACAAAUUGCCGUGCAAGUGGAGGAAUAUUCAUGGAGCUUGGGCUAUUCAUGUCUGCAAAAGCAAUGGCAUAACCAACUCUAAAGUUGUGAAAAGCUUUGUUAUGCUUGCUUUCUCUUUAAGCUCGCCUCCAAACGAUUUGAUAUUAGCUCAAGACAUGGCCGUGGAGCUGUUAAAAGUCACUGGAUCAGAGAUGGUUGCCCCCAUAGAGAAGUUUGAAUCAUCCCUCAUAAACCAUUCCACAAGUACUGCGAUAAGUUCUUGUAUGCUGCAGUUGAUUGAAGCAAUGAUUGUUGAUAUGGAUUGGGCGACAAAAAAGCUGAAGAAUUUCUCCUGGGUGGCUGGGUCAAAAAAAUGCGCUCAACUUAAUGAAAAUGGGGAAAAUUCUCCUGGAUUAGCAUUUGAGGAAAAUCUUUACUCAAUGGCUGAAGAGGUGAUGAAAGUAUUAUCAUUCUUUGUUCUGAUGACUAUCAAGGACACUCAAGCAGAGCACUUGCUCAAAUUGGUUGCAAGGUUUUACAAGCAUUUGGCUCAGAUGUCAAAGCUAAGAAUCGCUCCUAAAGGUUGCAAGCAGCUUCUUCCUAGCCUUAAAUUUCAGAAGCUUGUGACCUGCAAGCAGCUCACGGUUCCUCUAUAUAACUUUGUGAUGCUAGUGCAAAAGCUAUUACAACAAGAAAAUGCUAAUGAUAGUAAAGUGGUCAUUAAAAAAAUUAAGAGGGAGAACAGUUGCAUCCCGGAUCUGAUCUUUCAAAUAGAAGAUUGCGAAAAGUAUCUCAUCCAGCUUAGCAUAUCAAAUAUGGUGAGCAAAGUCAAUUUAUUGAGGCAUGCUAAACGCAGCACUUCUCGGGAUUUCAAAAUUUUAGACCCCAUGAAGAUAGCCGGGGAAGAAGAUGCUCCAAACCAUGAAUCAAACCAUAGUGAUCCUACUGCAGUUGAAAAUGAAUCAUGUGAGGAUUCUGAAGGCAAUGAAGGAAGUGGGUCGGAGAAGAUAUUAUCACCUGAAUCUGGUAGUCGUUUGGCUGCAGAGGAUUCUGGGUCUGAUGGGGGAGAUGAAAAUGCUCUUCCCAAUGCCAAAAGGGUGAAGACGGGUAGAGUAGUGCGGGACUCUGACGAUGAAGCAUAG
Molecule: messenger RNA, 2658 nt
Organism: Alnus glutinosa
Lineage: Eukaryota; Viridiplantae; Streptophyta; Magnoliopsida; Fagales; Betulaceae
Biological process (GO): DNA repair
Molecular function (GO): DNA polymerase binding
Source: RefSeq, a predicted model, not a curated record